AUGCAAGUCCCAAAUGUAACUCUGGAUGACCUCCAUGCCUUCCAAUCCAACCACUUCCCUAGCCAACAGCUGGUUGCAUUUCCCCUAGAACAUGACCAGACAGAAGAUGAUCUCGGAUACUAUCCAGACGGAGUGAAACGUACUCUCACAGAUGAGCAGAUUCGAAUCUUCAGACACAGUGAGAUCCAUGCCUUACUGCGGGAGAGGCAGCUCAAGAAUGAUGAGGCGCAAUAUCAAGCUCGCAUGCAGACAUCUCAAGAUGAUGAACCAGAGGGUAAAGCAGACUCUGUACCAGAGAAGCGAGCUCUAGAUGUCGAGUCCCAGACAAAGGGUGGCGAUCGGAAGCGGUCACGGUCUCGAAAGGGCUCUAAGAAAAACACCGCAGAGGAAAAGACUCCUAAGCUGGAUUACGGCGACGAAUCUGAUCAAACACAAAUGGCAAGACCACCGGUGCCACAGAUGCCUUACCAAGGUCGCAGAAUUAUCUCCUAUGAUGACUGA
Molecule: messenger RNA, 501 nt
Organism: Penicillium coprophilum
Lineage: Eukaryota; Fungi; Ascomycota; Eurotiomycetes; Eurotiales; Aspergillaceae
Product: DUF3807 domain-containing protein
Exons: 2
Coding region: 1-501 (166 amino acids)
Source: RefSeq, a predicted model, not a curated record